Messenger RNA from Gongylonema pulchrum, 192 nucleotides. The record is from the annotation of a GenBank genome assembly. NCBI's taxonomy places the organism in Eukaryota, Metazoa, Nematoda, Chromadorea, Rhabditida, Gongylonematidae.
AUAUCUGAGAAAAGCAUUCGAUGAUCUCGGUAAUCCGGAUGAUAUGGUCGAUUUAUCCGUUAUCCGUGAUGCAAUUCAGGCGCAGGCCGGUCGACUUUUGUUCAGUGAGAGCGAAUUUGAAGCAGCAUUUGAGCAAGCAACAUCCGAAAAUAUUGCAAUGAUUGCUGAUAAUCGAAUCACAUUGAUAUGAAC